Messenger RNA from Osmia bicornis bicornis, 4371 nucleotides. RefSeq lists its product as uncharacterized. The transcript has 19 exons. The record is from RefSeq and is a predicted model, not a curated record. Lineage: Eukaryota; Metazoa; Arthropoda; Insecta; Hymenoptera; Megachilidae. The coding region runs from base 144 to 4130 and encodes 1328 amino acids.
AGCCGAAGGGUGCGACGAGGAAAAACGUCCAUCAUCGAGGAUCCACUUGAAUCGUUUUACCAGGAACUUUAUCUUCUUCGUCGCACAGGUCAGUUCAAACUGAUUUGUUGAUCACAGUCGCUCUCUUUGACGCUUCUACAUUGAUGCAGUUUUCAAGCAGAACGAACAGGAGGAUGCGGCUGUCGACGGUGGUCGAGUUGUUGCUGAUUCUUCUUCUGGUCGCGUUCGCCGCUUACGGCCGAGUGAUCGAACGAGACGAACAUGUGAAAGGGCGAGCGAUCAAAGAAGUCAAUGGAUCGAAGCAAAGUCACCUUGGAAUAUCGACAUUGUCAUUGAAACAGGCAACGGACGAUGUCAAUAGAUAUUGCACCUGUAACGAGAACAUAUGCAACUGCUGCAGAGACUUUCAUAUACCGUUGGUGCAAUUACAGGGACCAGGAUGUGCAUCCUUGCAAUACUUGCAAGAAGAUAAUUUGGCGGUUCAGCUUAGCUUUGGUGACAACAUUUUGACCAGCACCAUUGUAAAUGGAAAGAAUCCAAAGCCCGUAUGCGUCCCGUUACCAGGAGGCUUUACGAAAUUCUGUGGUAGAAUCUAUUCUAUUAAACGAGAUGUUGACAAUCACUUCAAGGCCUGUCUUGGGUUGGAAUUACAAUCAGCGACGGAGCUUGAAGCUAGCUUACGAGUUAGCUGCUUCAGAUUUGGUCCCGAUGGUCUGAAGUUGCGUCCAGCGGAACCUCUCCCGGUCGUCGAAGCCGAAGUCCCGGAGGAAGAGGACGACGACGACUUCUUCGGUCUAGGUUCGGACGACGAAGACGACGAGGAGGAUAACGAGGGAAUCUCACCGUUAGCCAACUCCGUACCGAAUUCUUCGCCUGAAGAAGAGGAAGACGAAGAAGAGGACGAGGAUAUCCUCGGCUUUGGAGCCCUCCUCGAUAUAAUAACUGGCGAGGAUGAAAGUACGACGAAGAAACCUAAAGUGACCACUGCCCCGCCUCUCCUCCAGUUCACAAUUCCUCUUCUAACGAAACCGACGACUGCGCCUUUCAUAGAAUCUUACGAUGCCUCCACGGAAGAAAGUAACGAGGCUGGUGUCAGCAAUUCCGAAGAACAAAACGUAUAUAAUCAAGAAUUGUCUGCUGAAGAAGGAAGCGGCGAGGAAGACUACGAAUCAGCAUCCGUUGAUACGACGGGCAGCGAUGAAAUUGUCACAGAAUCCUCGAACAAGAUUGCUUCCUAUGCAAAACCGGACAAACUACCGACGAAGAAGUUCACGGCACCGGCGGCGAACAAGAAGAAGCCCACCGUAACUAGCAGCAGCAUAAACGCGAUCCAAAGCGGGACGAACGAGAAGAAGAAGCCUCUGAAGAAGAAACCUGUGAAGGGAGACGACGACGACGACGAUGAUGACGAUGAUAUUUUGGGAGACGAUCUGGACGAUGACGACGACGAAGAAGAAGAGCUUCUGGAUGACGAUGACGAGGACGAGAAAUAUAGCGAAGAAGAUGACGACGAGAAAGUCGAAGGGACUGAACACGAGAGUAACGAGGAUGAAGAUGAGAAGACUGAAGUCGAAGAAUUGGACGACGAUGACGAUGAGGAGGAUGCUGUGAUUAGCGCGCUCGUGUACGACGAGAAGGAGGAUGGUAAAAAGAAAGGCAAAGUUAAGAAGCAUACUCAGUCAUCGGAAACGGAAGACGACGAUUUGGAUUACGAAAUGGGUCUUUCUGGACUGCUUGCCAGAAGCAGGCACUCGAAGAGCAGUCGUCAAAGCAAAGUGAUGAGUAUAGAUAUAGGUUUACUAAAUUCGGUGUACUACGAUCCAAAAACCGGCCUCGCACUAAAAGGAGCAAUAGAAACCGAUGCCAAAACUCCACUGGGACAGAUUACGUUCCGAGGUUUAAAUGAAACGUUAUUCAAGAUCGAUCAACAAUCAUGCACAACGCUUACCUACAUACCGGAAGAUUUUGCUAUUAAGACAUCGUUGAGCUUAAACCAGAGGGAACUCGUUUCAAGCACCAUUUUAGGUAAAAAUCCACCACCUUUGUGCGUCCCGGUCCCAAAAUUACCAUUUGUGACCAUCUGCGUUCGUGUCUUCGAUAUCUACACCGUUAGAAAGAAUCUUCACGCUUGCGUCGACGUGGAGACUCGAAUCACCAAUGCACCUAUCUUUGUAUUGCACUUCAAUUGCGUGCAAGUAGGAUUGGAUGGACUCUCGUGGGGAUAUCCUGGUAGCACAAACACCGUGAACAUCGUGCAAAAUCAGUUUCCAAAUAACCAAUCGGAAGUGUACGACGACGUGAACUUCGAACCGGAAGAUCAGGAGUCGCACGAGAACAGUACCUCCUCACAGUCGUCCGAGGAAGAGGACCAAAUUGGGCAAAUUUUAUUCGAAACCUGGAAGCAAAAGGCUUGCGUGGACGUGACGUACGAUCCUGACGAGUUCAGCUUCACCGCGAAAAUCAUGAUGAACGAUAGGGUAUUGUUCACCAGAACGGUGUCUGGAAAAAAUCCCAAGCCAGUAUGCGUGUCGGUGCCACGACUUCAGAUUGUCAAAGCCUGUGCUAGCUUUUACAACAUAUACUUUCUUGGUAGGAAUAUUCACAUGUGUUUAAACAUGGAGGGGAAAUUUCAAGAUAUCACCGUGUUUAAAGUUGGUUUGGACUGCAUCAGAUUCGGUGCUGACGGACUGGCUAUGAUCAAACCGGAAGAUGGAGGUGGACUGGGUCAAAUACAAUUUUUGUCAGGUGAUCUGUCCGACUACUACGAUACUUACUACGACAAGAAGACAAACAAACCAUCGCAGGGGAUUGCUGAUAUCAACGGUGGAAAUGUGAAUAAGAUUAACUUCAAAGGUAUCUCAUGUGGUUGCCAGAACCUAGGUUGCAGUUGCUGCGCAGGAAUCAGGAUAAAGAAGUUCAACUUCGACAAGGAAGCCUGUGCCUCGUUCAACUAUGUGCAACAAACUAAUGCUAUUACUGCGGCAGUGUCCUUAAACCAGAAACAGCUCUUGUCAACUUCCUUCCCAGGUGUCAGAGUAAAGAAGCUUAAGUUUGAUAAGGAAGUUUGUGCCACGAUUAACUAUCUGAAACAAGACCUUGGUAUUGGAUCCUCACUGAAGGUAGACCAAAAACAGAUCUGGACAACUUCCGUUUCAGUGCGAAAUCCACCCGCUGUCUGCGUACCAAUUCCUGACUUCCCCGCUGUGAAACUCUGCCUUCGUUUCCAUGACCUCUACACCACUGGAAAUGGUCUGCACGCUUGCGUCGACUUUGAGACCCACGUGAGCAAACUUCCGUCUCCGGAAAACGAGGUCACACCGAGAUAUCCGUUAACUGACCAGUUGAGUUUCGUUCGUUCGCCAAAGAGCAUCCUAAGAAGAUGUCUUCUCGUUGCAACUGAACCGGUGAUCAUGAGAAUUUUCUGGUGGCUCGUCUUCGCGAUUCUCUGCGUUCAAAGUUCCAUGCAGUGGGUCGACGAGCGAGCCAUCGACUCGGAAGAACAGUCAGACAUUUCUGUGAGCAAGGAUGCGCUGUCCCAAGCGAAGAACAGAGAGUUGAGCUUGAAGAAGUUGCAGCAGUUGCUGAAGCAAGCGACGAAUUCUAGCACGAACGCGACCAGCCAGGUGACCGUCACCAGACAAGGUCCCUGUCAAUGCGGAGGAGGUCUUUGCGGUUGCUGUUCUAGAAUUUUAUUCGACACCUGGAAACAGAAGGCAUGCGUGAACGUGACUUACGAUCCCGACGAAUUUAGCUUCACAGCGAAAAUCUUGAUGAACGAUAGAGUUUUGUAUACGAGAACAAUGUCUGGAAAGAAUCCCAGACCAGUGUGCGUGCCAGUGCCACGACUUCCAAUUAUCAAAGCUUGUGCUCGCUUUUAUGACAUAUACUUCCAAGGCAGAAACGUUCACAUGUGUUUGAACAUGGAGGGGAAGUUCCAAGACACCACUAUAUUCAAGGUUGGUUUGGAUUGCAUCAGAUUCGGCGCUAACGGAUUGGCUCUGGUCAAGCCAGAGGACGGAGGUGGACUAGGUCAAAUAGAAUUUUUGCCAGGUGAUGACGAUGAUGAGGAUGAGGACGAUUAUGAUUACGACGACGACGACGACGAUGACGACGAUUUGCUUGAUUUCUGAGGAAACCUAAGAUUCUAUUUGUAACAAGCGCGAAAAUACUUAACAAGAACGUGUUAUUGUAUGUAUAUACUACAAUUUAGUGAUAGCCAAUGUUAUUUAUUUUCUACUGAAGAAAUUCUUGCAAAGUUUUUAUGGAUACUAGUUUUUAUACGAUAAUUUCAUUUAGAGAUGAAUGUACAUAGCUAAAGGGCAUAAUAUGUGUGCCAGAGGAAGGAAAACGAAUAAAUAGAUGCAAUCAGUA